This is a messenger RNA of Vigna angularis (adzuki bean), 2775 nucleotides long. RefSeq lists its product as uncharacterized. NCBI's taxonomy places the organism in Eukaryota, Viridiplantae, Streptophyta, Magnoliopsida, Fabales, Fabaceae. Gene Ontology annotation, biological process: DNA transposition. Bases 1 to 2775 code for a protein of 924 amino acids. Gene Ontology annotation, molecular function: DNA binding; zinc ion binding; transposase activity. The record is from RefSeq and is a predicted model, not a curated record. The transcript has 4 exons.
AUGGAAGGAAAUUUUGAAGUUGUUUUUCACCAUGGUGGAAAGUUCAUAAAUGAAGGAAAACUUAAGUAUGAGGGGGAGAGUACAAGUUUAUCCUUUGACCCAGACAUGUGGAGCUAUUUCCUUGUAGUCAGUGUAGUAAAAGGUCUAGGUUAUGAUGGGUUUAAGGAGUUAUUGUAUUGCGUUGGUGGUGGUUCUGUUUUGGAAAAUAGGUUGGAACCUUUGUUGGAUGACAUAGGAGCCAUGCACAUGAUUACCUUAGCCAGGCUUAAUGGUGAGGUUCAUCUAUUUGUUGUUCACAAUGUCUCUGAACCUGAUGUGAUAAAUAUGUUAGAAUAUAUUCCUCAAAAUACAGAUGAAGUAGAAGUUGAACCUGUAGGUAUGGUUAUGGGUGAAGGUGAAGAGGAAGUUGGGGGUAUGGUUGUUGAACCUGUUUUAGAAGAAAUAAUUGAGGUUGAUGAUGUUGUUGAAGGAGAAAUUGAAACAGAGGUUGGUGGGGGUGAAUGUGAACAACACAGUGAAAGACAAUUUGAGGUGGCUGUCAAUGAAGGUGAGAGAGGUGAGGAUGAUGAUGUUGUUGAAGGAGAAAUUGAAACACAUGUUGGUGUGGGUGAGGUUGAAGAGGAUGGUUGUGAUGUUCGAAGCUGGACCAGUAGUGGUCAUGAUGAUGGCAAUGAGGAGGUGCAUUACGACUGUAUGGAAAGUCUGGUGGAUGUUAAUGUUGAGUGUGAUUUAGAAGAGGAGGUAGGAGAUAGAGUGGCAGAUUGGUUUGGUAAUGUCGAAGUUGAUGUGCAAUCUGAUGAUAGUGAUGUGGAUGAUGGAAUGAAUAGUGAUCAUGAUAGAGGUUUGUCCGAUGAUGAAUGGAAAUCUGAUGAAUUAGACAGUGGAGCAGAAAGUGAAGCAGAAGAUGAUGAAGAGGAGGGUUAUGGGAAGUUUGUAACCUUCUGCAUGCCUAAGGCAAUGGUAGAUUAUAAAUGGGAUGUGGGAACUUAUUUUGCUAAGAAGGAAGACUUUGUGGAUGCCAUGAAAACAUAUGCAAUAGAAAAUGGCAGAAAUAUUAAAUAUAUUAAAAAUGAUAAGAAGAGAAUGAGGCUAAAAUGUAUGGGUGGUAAAGGAGAGUGCCCCUGGAUGGCAUAUUGUGCUUAUAUGGAAGCCAUUCAUACGUGGCAAUUAAGGACUAUUGUUGAUGACCACAGAUGUAGUAGAGAGCACAAAUUAAGAUUAAUUAAUGCAAAAUGGCUCAGUAAAAGGUUGGAAAAAACUGUUAGAGAAAAUCCACAAGUAAAGGGAAACGAAAUUCGUGAGAAGAUAAAUCGGAAAUGGAAUGUAGGUGUAUCUAGAUGUAUGGCUUAUAGGGCAAAGGCCAUUGCUUCAGACAAUGUUGAUGGGUCUUUCAAAGACCAAUAUAGAAGGAUUUAUGAUUAUGCCAAUGAGGUUUUAGCUCGUAAUCCAGGAUCCACAGUAAAAGUCAAAGUUGAAGAGAAUGUGGAUGGAAUCAGUUUUAUGAGGUUUUAUACAUGUCUAAAGGCCUGCAAGGAUAGUUUUGUGUCCUGCAGGCCAAUAAUUGGGUUGGAUGGUGCUUUUCUGAAAGGAAAAUAUGGUGGUGAAAUGUUAACUGCUGUUGGUAGAGACGCAAAUGAUCAAAUGUUACCUCUUGCGUAUGCCGUGGUGGAAGUAGAGAACAAGGAUACUUGGAAAUGGUUCCCUGAACUUCUGGUUGAAGAUCUCGGUGGGGAGGAAGUAAGUUCAUCAUUUACAUUCAUGUCGGACCAGCAAAAGGGACUAUUACAAGCUGUACAAGAAGUAGUGCCUGGAGUUGAUCAACGUUUCUGUGUUAGGCACUUAUACGCUAAUUUUAGAAAGAAAUUCCCUGCAAAACAACUCAAGCGUUUGAUGUGGAAGGCAGCUACAGCAACCCAUCCACAAGCAUGGGAAGCAGAAAUGAGAAAUAUUAAACAGCUUAACGAUGAGGCUUUCAAAUACUUGUUAAAAAUCCCUCCCAGGUACUGGUCAAGAUCAAGAUUUAGCAGCAAGCCUCAAUGUGAUACUUUGGUUAACAACUUGUCAGAGGCUUUCAAUAGUGUAAUGGUGCAUACAAGGUCUAAGCCAAUCGUAACCAUGAUGGAGGAAAUCCGGCUUUACUUGAUGAAGAGAUGGGCAACUAACAGGACAAAAAGUCAAUCACUUUCUGAGAACAUUUGUCCAAAAAUCAAGACUAGACUAAAGAAGGAGUCUCAGUUAACUAAAUAUUGGAUACCGUGCUGGUCAGGAAACAAGAUUUUUGAAGUUCGCCAUGUGUCCCAAGCCGGUGACAAAUUUGUAGUCAAUUUAGAUGAAAAUUUGUGUACAUGCAGGAAGUGGGAAAUCACUGCCAUACCAUGUUGCCACUCGUUAGCUGCUAUGAAAUUCCUAAAUCUUGAUGCAGAGGCCUUCAUUCCAUGUUGCUUUAGGAAGUCAACAUAUGAAGAAACAUACUCUUCAAUUGUGUAUCCAAUAAAUGGUAACAAUCUGUGGGAGAUUACCACAUAUCAAGAUGUUCUCCCUCCACCAAAAAGAACUUUGCCUGGAAGACCAAAGAAGAAGCGAAGGUUGGAGCAAUGGGAGUUGGUGAAGGAUGACAAAAGAAUGAGGAAGGGUGGUUUCAAGAAAAGAUGUGGCAUUUGUAAGGAACUCGGCCACAACAGGACUUCUUGCACCAAAGCACAACAAACACAACAAAGUAACCCAUCAACUCAACCAAACAUCCCAUCAUCAAAUCAAGAAGAAGCUGCAGUUUAA